CGUUUCAGGAAGUUUUUUGUUUUGACUUUUUUAACACCCCUUUAUUUGUCAUGUGACAGAAGCAGGUGUUUGUCUUCCACAUCAUAUGACGGGGAAGCCGGAACUUUCUGCACUGUUCGCAUCGGAAUGGGCGCUUUUCCCGCUGUCCUCGCGCUGCUGCUGCUGCCGCUGUUGACCUACAGCAGGUACCAGCCCACCUGGGAGUCCAUUGAUUCCCGCCCGCUGCCGGGCUGGUACGACCAGGCGAAGUUCGGCAUCUUCAUCCACUGGGGGGUUUUCUCUGUGCCCAGCUUCGGCAGCGAGUGGUUCUGGUACUACUGGCAGAAACAGAAGCAGCCGGCGUAUGUGGACUUCAUGCAGAAGAACUAUCCUCCAGACUUCAAGUAUCAAGACUUUGCAUCGUCCUUUACCGCCGAGUUCUUCAAUGCUAAAGAGUGGACGGACAUCUUAGCAUCUUCAGGAGCAAAGUACAUCGUUCUGACCACCAAACACCAUGAAGGUUUCACGCUCUGGGGCUCCAAAGUCUCCUGGAACUGGAACGCCGUGGACGUGGGGCCAAAACGAGACCUGGUGGAUGAGAUUGCGAGCGCCGUUCGUGCUCAGGGCGACAUGCGUUUGGGGCUGUACCACUCUCUGUUUGAGUGGUUCAACCCGCUCUUUGAGCUGGACGCCGCCAACCUCUUCACCACCAACUUCUUCCCCACCAGCAAAUCCCUGCCAGAGCUUUACGAGCUGGUGGUGAAGUACAAACCGGAGGUGCUGUGGUCCGACGGCGACGGGGAUGCUCCCGCCAAGUACUGGAACAGCACGGGCUUCUUGGCGUGGCUCUACAACGACAGUCCUGUACGAGACACGGUGGUGACAAACGACCGCUGGGGCCAAGGCUCCAUCUGCACCCACGGCGGCUACUACACCUGCUCCGACCGCUACCAGCCCGGACACCUGCUGAAGCACAAGUGGGAGAACUGCAUGACCAUCGACACAAAGUCCUGGGGCUACCGGCGCAACGCUGCUCUGAAGGACUACCUGAGCACAGAGCAGCUGGUGGGGACUCUGGUGGAGACCGUGUCCUGUGGCGGGAACCUGCUCAUGAACAUCGGGCCCACGCACGAUGGCAGGAUCGCUCCGAUCUUCGAGGAGCGCCUGAGGCAGAUGGGUCAGUGGCUGAAGGUGAACGGCGAGGGCAUCUACAACACAACGGCGUGGCGAGCACAGAACGACAGCGUCACGCCUCACUUGUGGUACACCUACCGGCCUCAGGAGAAGACGGUCUUCGCCGUUUUACUGCAGUGGCCCGAUAAAGGCUCCGUGGUUCUGACGGAGCCUGUGGCGGUGGCGGGCGUGACGAAGGUGGAGCUCCUGGGUUUCGGGGUUCUGCAGUGGCAGGCCAUGAAGCCCAGCGGCCUGCUGGUCGCUCUGCCCUCGCUGUCCGUCAGCCAGAUGCCCUGUCAGUGGGCCUGGACCCUCAAGCUGACCGGCGCCACCUAAAGGACGGCCGCGCCAUCACGCCAGAUCGGAAAGUUGGCUUUCAAAGGGCUUAAAAUACCAACACUAAAAGGGGCUCGGUUUUAUUUUUUUACCGAAAUAAAAAAAAAUUUGCUUCAAACUCUGAAGAAAUCUAGUUUUCUCGUCCAUAAUAGUUAUAAAUUACCUUUUUUAUUUUGGAAUUUUUCAGUGUAAUGCAUCACAUUUGAGGAAAUGAAACAUGUAUGUUUUGAAUAAAAUGAUUAUGUUUUAAUGAUUCAAAUAUGAUUUUAUAAUAUGUGCUUUGGCUUUAUGUCGUUUUUUUCCUUGUCUGUCGAAGGAAAAUAGACAAAUUCAAAACUCA
Messenger RNA from Oryzias latipes (Japanese medaka), 1828 nucleotides. RefSeq names its product alpha-L-fucosidase 2 (gene fuca2). Gene Ontology annotation, biological process: fucose metabolic process; glycoside catabolic process. Gene Ontology annotation, molecular function: alpha-L-fucosidase activity. NCBI's taxonomy places the organism in Eukaryota, Metazoa, Chordata, Actinopteri, Beloniformes, Adrianichthyidae. The record is from RefSeq and is a predicted model, not a curated record. Gene Ontology annotation, cellular component: lysosome.